CAGUCUUUCUCUUCCUCCCCCUCCCUCUCCCUCACCCCACGGACAGGAGCGCACCGCCUGCCCCCAGCUCCUCGGGAAGGGAGGAAUUUAGAAAAAAAGUUUCCCAGAAGUUUGGAUCAGAGGAAGGACGGGAAGACCAAGAGAGGAAGAGGGAGAGGGAGGAGAGAAAGGGAGAGGGAGGAGAGAGAAUAAAAAAAAGAUGAAGUCCAGUCUGCACAGCCUGUGAGCGCCUGCCCCGGUGGGUGGGAAGCAGGACUCGGGCGCUCAUGCAGCGAGCGGGCGGCGCUCCGGGCGCUCGUUCCUAGCGGCUGGGGCAGCUAGGGGCGCCGGUCGGAGCCGGCUGCGGAGGGCGGGGGAGGACGCAGGGGGAGGGUGCAGAGGACCCGCAGCGCCGCCGCCUCUCCCGGGCCCGGCCCGGAGGGCGCUCCGAGCGUGAGGGCGCGGGCUGCUCCCUCAGUAGCGGGGGCGAGCGGAGGCCGGGGUGCGGGCGGCUAAGAUGAGUGAAAGGAGAAGAUCUGCAGUCGCCCUGAGCUCGCGAGCACAUGCCUUCUCCGUUGAAGCCUUGAUCGGCUCAAAUAAAAAGCGGAAACUGCGAGACUGGGAGGAGAAGGGGUUGGACCUGUCCAUGGAGGCGCUGAGCCCCGCGGGCCCACUCGGAGACACGGAGGACGCGGCCGCACAGGGCCUGGAGCCUCACCCGGAUUCUGAGCAAAGCACGGGUUCAGACUCUGAGGUGCUCACUGAGCGGACUUCCUGCUCCUUUGACACUCACGCUGACCUGGGCCCUGGUGCUGCAGGCCCUGUGCCUGCUGCCAUGUCUUCCAUGGAAGAGAUUCAGGUAGAGCUGCAAUGUGCUGACCUCUGGAAGAGGUUCCAUGACAUUGGAACUGAGAUGAUCAUCACCAAAGCAGGCAGGAGGAUGUUUCCUGCCAUGAGAGUGAAAAUCACUGGCCUGGACCCACACCAGCAGUAUUACAUAGCAAUGGACAUUGUGCCUGUGGACAAUAAAAGAUACAGAUAUGUGUACCACAGCUCCAAGUGGAUGGUGGCUGGCAACGCGGACUCCCCUGUGCCCCCAAGAGUUUAUAUACACCCUGAUUCUCUAGCUUCUGGAGAUACUUGGAUGAGACAGGUGGUCAGUUUCGACAAACUCAAGCUGACCAACAAUGAGUUGGAUGAUCAAGGACAUAUCAUUCUGCACUCUAUGCACAAAUACCAGCCUCGAGUUCACGUGAUCCGCAAGGAUUUCAGCAGUGACCUUUCGCCCACCAAACCUGUCCCUGUUGGGGAUGGAGUGAAAACAUUCAACUUCCCUGAGACUGUGUUUACCACAGUCACAGCCUACCAGAACCAGCAGAUCACCAGAUUAAAAAUUGAUCGAAACCCUUUUGCUAAAGGAUUCAGAGAUUCUGGAAGAAACAGAACCGGACUGGAAGCCAUCAUGGAGACUUAUGCGUUCUGGAGACCCCCUGUGCGCACACUCACCUUUGAGGAUUUCACCACCAUGCAAAAGCAGCAAGAGGAGAAAAAACUCAGUCCGAACAAUGGGAAUGAAUUGCUUAGAUCUGACAGUGAGGAGGGACCGCUGCAAGCCCAUCUGAAUUUUGCAACUUGGGCUCCCUCCUUUUUGGCUGAACACCUGGACAGACACAACACCUAUCUCAAGUUGAUGCGCCGGGUGAACAUUUUCCUUGCACUGCUUUGUGCUUUACUUCCAGUUUCUCCCUUCUCUGGCAGCUCAGGGUGGGAAGCCUGUGGCCUUAGCACAGAUGGCUUGUGGGCCAACCUCAACUCUUUUCCUCUGUCAGUGGCUCUUCCCAGGGCAGGACCCCUUUGCCUCGGGAAGCUUCCCAGAGUGUCAGACACUUUAUGAGUCUCUCUCUCCAACCUCCUCCCGCCCCAAAGUGACACUGGUCAAAAUUACAGACAGAGCUUACUCUGUUCUGUCACACAGCUGCCAUUAAUGGAACCCUAAGUUUUGAAAUUGUGGCUCUGCCAUAUGGGAAACCCUUCUAGGACUUGAUAAUACAUUAUAUUACAUUCCCCUCCCAGAGGAGCUUCCAGCAGUUUGCACACUAAAUUAGGUUUUGUAAUCUAAAUUAUUGAAGUCUCUCAGGUUUUAAGAUGAAGAAGGCGAUUAAAAGGAUAGGGGCUGGGGGCAGACCACUUGGGUUAGGCUCUUAUCACUGCUCCUUCCUAGCUUUGUGACCUUGGCCAAGUCUCCCAUCCUUUCUGACACUUAGUCUUCUCAUCUGCAGAAUGGAAGAAUAUAGUAGAAUUCUUGUGAGGAUUAAAUGAGACAAUGCAUUUAAAAACAGAGUAGGCAUGCACUACAUGCUAGCAAUCGUGGUGGCGGUGAUGAUCAUUGUCAUCACCAUCAUGACCACCACCAUCUCCAUUCCCUCAUGUCCCUGUACAUGGAUACCUGAGAGGAAGAUGCCUCAGGGACAAGAGAUACUGCCUUUCUGAUGAUUAACUAUUUAAAGCAUGAUUAGACCAUUCAUCUUCACAGGGAUCUGGUGAGACAAGUGAUGCAGAAUUUCCUUCUGUUUUUUCUCAAUAAAUGGCCGAGAAAUGGAAGCCCUCUGUAUGAAGCCAACUUUCUCCUCAUAAUUCUGUGAGAGAAGCAGGCUCAGUACAUAUUCAGGGUGCUGCUUUUGCUCUGAGGCCCUCAUGGCCCUUAAGAGGCAGAGGUGUUAUGACAGUUGGGAGAUCUGGGCCUUCAUCUUUGAUGGCCACUAACUCUCUCUAUAACCUUGGCUUCUAGUGAGUCUGUUUCCUCACCUACCAAAGAAGGGUAACUUUUCGUGCAGUCAUGUAUAUAAACAUGCUUCAUAAAUGAAAAUGGGUCAUUUUCAUGCAAAGACACUUGAUCCUGUUUAUUUCUGAGGUGGCUUCUUGCUUCUCUGCCCUUGCUUUACUCACUGACUGUCCAAGCUCGAGCUAAGCAGGCGUUUUGUAUCAUGGAGGCUGGUGUGAGAAGGUUUUGGCAGAGAUAUUGCCAGUUCCUGAGAGCAGGCAUUGGUGGAGACAUUGUGUUCACUGCUGUGCUCUCGAGAACUGUCCCUGGGCCUGGCAGCCAGGAAGUACCUAAUGAAAGGAGGUAGGCAGGGUCACUGACACACGGGCCUGGAGCACAACCACCUGGUAUGUGUGUGGAUAUGGAUGUGGAGUGAUGAUUGGGGUUGACAGUCUGCAUUUCACCAGCAUGUGGGGUGGUUGAGCCAGUGUUGACUCUUAGAAAACAGUGGUUUAAGAGAAACUGAGCUUUCUUUUUUAAAUUUUUUAUUUCUUUUCUUGUAUUUUUAAAAUUAUUUCUUUUUUUAUUUUUGUUUUUAAUUUUUUAAAAGAUUUUAUUUGUUUAUUUAGAGAGAGAGAAAGAGAGCACGAGCAGGGGAGGGGCAGAGAGAGGGGGAGAGGGAGAAGCAGACUCCCUGUUGAGAGAGGAGCUCAACGAGGGGCUUUCUGGGAUCAUGACCUGAGCUGAAGGCAGAUGCUUAACUGACUGACUGAGCCACCAAGCACCCCUAUUUUUAAUUUUUUUUAAUUUAAAUUUUAGUUAGUGAGCAUACCGCGCAAUAUUGGUUUCUGGGGGUAGAAUUCAAUGAUUCACCAUUUAUAUACAACACCCUGUGCUCAUCAUAACAAAUGCCCUCCUUAAUACCCAUCACCUACCUAGCCCUUCACCCCACCCAUCUCCCUCCAUCGACCCUCAGUUUAUUCUCUAUUGGUAAGAGUCUCUAAUGGUUUGUUUCCCUCUCUCCUUUUUUUUUUUUUUUGCUUUUUCUGCUUUCCAUAUGUUCAUCUGUUUUCUUUCUUAAAUUCCACAUAUGAGUGAGAUCAUAUGGUAUUUGUCUUUUUUUCUGACUGACUUAUUUCACUUAGUAUAAUACUUUCUAGCUCCAUCCACAUCAUUGCAAAUGGCAAGAUUUCAUUCUUUUUGAUGGCUGAGUAAUAUUCCUGUGUGUGUGUGUGUGUGUGUGUGUGUGUGUGUGUGUGUGUAUACAGUAUCUUCUUUAUCCAGUCAUCAGUCGAUGGACAUUUGGACUCUCCAUAGUUUGGUUAUUGUUGAUAAUGCUGCUAUAAACUUUGGGGUGCAUGUACAUCUUCAAAUCUAUAUUUUUGCAUCCUCUGGGUAAAUGCCUAGUAGUGCAUUUGCUGGGUCUUAGGAUAGUUCUAUUUGUAACAUUUUGGGGAACCUCCAAACUGUUCCCCAGAGUAGCUGCACCAGUUUGCAUUCCCACCAACAGUGCAGGAGGGUUCUGCUUUCUCUGCAUCCUCACCAACACUUGUUGUUUCUUGUGUUGUUGAUUUUAACCAUUCUGACAGGUAUGAGGUGGUAUCUCAUCAUGGUUUUGAUUUGUUAUUUCCCUGAUGAUGAGUGAUGUUCAGCAUCUUUUCAUGUGUCUGUUGACCGUCUGGAUGUCUUCUUUGGAAAACUGUCUAUUCAUGACUUCUGCCCAUUUCUUAACUGCAUUAUUUGUUUUUUGGGGUGUUGAGUUUGGUAAGUUCUUUAUGGAUUUUGGAUACUAACCCUUUAUCAGAUAUGUCAUUUGCCAAGUAUCUUCUCCCAUUCAAUAGGCUGGCUUUUAGUUUUGUUGAUUGGAGAAACUGAA
Molecule: messenger RNA, 4616 nt
Organism: Mirounga angustirostris (Northern elephant seal)
Lineage: Eukaryota; Metazoa; Chordata; Mammalia; Carnivora; Phocidae
Gene: TBX15
Product: T-box transcription factor 15
Exons: 8
Coding region: 497-1873 (458 amino acids)
Biological process (GO): cell fate specification; regulation of transcription by RNA polymerase II; positive regulation of DNA-templated transcription
Cellular component (GO): nucleus
Molecular function (GO): RNA polymerase II cis-regulatory region sequence-specific DNA binding; DNA-binding transcription factor activity, RNA polymerase II-specific
Source: RefSeq, a predicted model, not a curated record